Messenger RNA from Aphanomyces astaci, 5620 nucleotides. RefSeq lists its product as hypothetical. The transcript is spliced from 7 exons. The record is from RefSeq and is a predicted model, not a curated record. Bases 19 to 5463 code for a protein of 1814 amino acids. Gene Ontology annotation, biological process: cytoskeleton organization; regulation of cell shape; regulation of transcription by RNA polymerase II. Gene Ontology annotation, molecular function: protein binding. Gene Ontology annotation, cellular component: nucleus. Lineage: Eukaryota; Oomycota; Saprolegniomycetes; Saprolegniales; Verrucalvaceae.
GUAGAUUUCGAUUGGAGAAUGAAUGAACCUGCCGCAGACUCGGAGCGGCGGAAUGCGGCGCCACAACUCCCUCUUAAUGGCAAUGCUCGUGGGAGAAGCUUGAUGGCUGGUACACCGAAGGCAGGUCAUCAAUCCAUGGCCAUGGAGCAGCAUGCAGUGGACACGACAACAUUGACGUUCACACGUGGCGCAGCUGAAUCGACAUCAGGACACGAGGACUUGAGCGACGUGUACUUUCUUGUGGCAGACUUUCUCCGACGAGCGACGCCAUGCUCCAGAGCGGCUUCUGUGCUGGAAGAGGAGCUGCAUGCUUUGGGACUUUUGCGUACGGCAGUGAAUUGGCAAGGAGACGAACGACGUGCGACCUACGCGGACGUGCAUCUACGUCACCGCAACCUCCCUGCAACCCAGCUCGUGUCGCUUCUGCGUCGCAGCACAGCUGGAAAAGCUGACGGGUUGAUGCGUCGCCAAGAAGUGGAGGCAUCCACGAGCGAAGAACGCCGCAGUGCCUUGGACACGCUGAUCCAUUUGUGGCGCAACAUACGAACGAACGAGCGCAAAGUCCACAACAUCACGUUGUUGCUGGAGAAAAUCAACCUCCGCAAGCGACACAUGUCUGAGCCGGACGAAGUGGACCUUGUGGCGGAGCAUCGAGGGGCGAAGCAGUUGGUGGACUUGAAAACUCAACUCGACCGCGACAUGCACACAAGUCGGUCGGUGUGGCGCCGAGUGGAGGCAUGGGGCUUAACGCAUGCGAUUACCACUGUCACCCCCACGACCAACUACUUUCGCCACUUGCGCCAACGAAGCGUCGUGGGCCAGUCCCAUCAUUACCCCCAUCCUCGGUCGCUGCAUCCAUUGCAGUCGACGCCGCCCAAGUUUGUCUACAGUCGCUAUCGCAAACUCAAGUCGUUGAGCGGGCACUUGCAAAUUCCCGUGUUUUGCGUCACGUAUGACAAGACUGGCAAGUACAUCAUCACGGGGGCGGAUGACCGCCUCGUCAAGAUCUGGUCGGCGCUCACUGGGGAGCUGCUGUACACGCUGCAUGGGCACGUGGGCAACAUCACUGACAUGGACGUGCAUCCGUCCAACGGACUGCUCGUGACCUCGUCCGACGACAAGACGGCCAGAGUGUGGGAGAUCUCGACGGGUUUUUCGAUCGCCGUCUUGGUCGGCCACACAAGCGACGUCAACACGAGUCGGUUUCAUCCGGUGCAAAAUGUCGUCGUGAGCGCGUCGGAUGACGGCACGUGCUGCAUGUUUCGCCUUCCUGCCGUCGUCGCCGGUCCGUCGUCGGGCGGGUCGGAGUCGAAGACAGAGACUGUCCAGCGCCUCUUCAAACAACAAGCGUACUGCCGGAACAUCAAACCAUUCGUCGUGCUCAACCACACCAACGCCGCGCGACUGAACCGAUCGAGUAAAGUCGUGUCGCUCGCCUUCAGUCCCCGAGGCGACUUUGUGGCGACGGGCAGCCAAGACGGCAUGGGGCGUGUAUGGAGCAUUGAAGAGUUUAUAGCGGAAUCCACUCCCCCUGAUGUUCCAGAGGCGACGACGGUCGACGAAGUGGACGCAGUCGUCAACUCGAUCCCGCACCAGGUUCAAGUGUCCACGGCCAACUUUGUUGUCCAGCAACGUGUGGUGGCAGCCCCGGACGUCCCUGGUGCCGCGAAUCCGCACUGGGCCAACAGCGUUGUCGUGUCCAACCCGAUUGCCGUCAUGAACGGCCACACGCAAUCCAUCACGACGCUCUUGUUCAACAGACGCGGGGACGCUAUCGCCACGGCAUCCAUGAAGGAUGGCACUUCGCGGUUGUGGAAAUGGUCCAAGAAGUUUGGCAAAGUCAGCCACACAAUCUUGCACGGCCCCGAGAUGCUGCUGGCGACUCGCCGCACGUCGUCCGAGCUGUCAACGGACCAACUGAUUUGGACGUCGGACGAUUCCACGCUCGUGACCUUGCACAGCCGCAAACCCGAAGUGACGGGCAAGUGGUGCCAGGCCCUCCGCGUGUGGGACCCCGUCGCAUGCAAACCCAUCCGGACGCUGUCGCAUGAGACCCUCGGUCACGCGAACGCCGUGUUUGCCAUGGACAGCCAUCCCACGGACGCGCGUAUCUUGCUCACGGCGGGAUACGACGGCCGCAUUGUCAUUUGGGACAUUCAAGUCGGCCGCAUCUUGCGCUCGUUCCAAAACUGGGAGUCGCCCAUCAACACGGACGGCUGUGCGAUCCUGGACGUGAGCUUCUCUCCCUCCGGUGACGAGUUCGCGGCCACAGAUCGCGCGGGUCGGCUCAUGCUGUUCGGCACGGGACCGGGCGACGCUUUCCAAGGCACCCCCACGGAGCAGUACUUUUCCAACGACUACGCGCCCAUCGAUCUCGACAUCCAUUUGAAUGUGGUGGACCGCGAAACCCAAGUCCAACCGCAGUUACUCCCUCGCUCGGUGCUCAUGGACAUGGGGCGCAACGUGUAUCCCCACCAACCGCUGCAUCUCAUGCAGCCGCUAAGCCCUCGCGAGUACCAGACCAACGUCGACCUCCGUCGAAAGCACACGAUUAGCACCCCAUACUUCAACAGUAUCGUGGACCAAGACGCAACCGAGCCGUUUGUGGACGCGAAUUUCGUCGACGAACAACCGGCCAAGCCGCUAGUUCAUCAUCGGGCAACAGCCCCCGUGCACGCGUAUCGGUUGAACGGUGACGCGGUCAAGGCGUCCGAGCUCCGUCGCCGCCGCCAACAAAGACCGGCAGAGGACCCGACUGACCGCGACACGUCCGUGUUGAACGACGUGUUGCCGUCCAGCGAAGACGACGACGAGGAUUUUCAAGUGAACGAGGCAGCUCAGGUGGAAGACGACGACGACGACGAGGACGAAGACAUGGACGAGGAUGACGACGCUGGCAGCGAGGACGAGUUGGACGGCGACGUCGUGUUGAACGGAAGUGACUCGCGUGCCCUGCGCAGCCAGCGACGAGCUCGUCAAAGCGAAGAUGAAGACGACGUUCGACCACCCACAAGGAGACGCCGCCGACUUGUCGCCCGGGCUCAAGCGAAUGUAGUCGAAGAAACCAAAGACGACCCAUCGGAACCAUCGCCACUCCCGUCGGACGAGAAUGAUGCUGCUCCUGCUGGUGGUGCCGUGGACGAUUAUCGCGAAAACGACUACUUGGUCGUCGAGUCCUCCGAAGGCGUCACCGUGUCGGGCAACUUGCGCGACAAGUUUGACGAGACCAAGCCGUACUCUCAAAUGUUUGCGCAAAAGUCGUCGAUUGUGUGUGGGUUUUGCGGUCGCGGCGACCAGGGCGGCAUGUUCGCCCUGCCCGGAGCGCUCAUGGGGGACUUUGCACUCGUCAACGGAGCCCAGCGCGUGUUUGUGCACGACCAGUGCGCCAUCAGCUCCCCGCUGAGCUUCUUCCACGACGGAUCGUGGUACAACGUGGCCAAGGAAUUGCGCCGCGGACGACUGCUCAAGUGCUUCCACUGUGGCCAAAAGGGCGCGACCAUCGGAUGCAACACCGAGUCGUGCAAGGUGACGAUUCACUUGCCCUGUGGGAUGGUGCAAGGCUACAACGUGGACCACGUCCAGUACUUCUGCAAAACCCACGCCGCCAAGUCGGCCGCGUCCCACAACCACCAUCCGUCGUCGAUCUCGCCCGAGAGUUUUAUCCGGCGGAUGGGGCACCAGUACGACCGUCUGUACUGCCAGCAAAGUGUUGUCUCGCACGAGUUGGCACUCAUUCCCCAAGUUGGCGACACGCUCGUGUAUUGCCCGCAAGGCCAUGCCGUGUUUCUACGGAGCUUUCCAUCCAAGUUCCAAGCUGCGUUCAGGCGCCUGCCCCGGCCGUUUGCCGUGCUGCAGUGCCACGUCGUGGACAUUCAGUUUGAUUUCCCUCGAGUAGAACUGUACCCCCAGCAGAACCGCAUCGUCAUGCAGUUGGUCCUCGAGGUCACGGGAUUGCCCGACGUGUAUUUUCAAGACGAGCAACACUGUGACGUGUUGGCUUUCGGUUCGUUUGUGCCUGUCAACAGGUCGUUUGUCCAGGACGAGGCCGAGACUCGACCCAAGUGGCGCUUUCACCUGCAACAUCAGCCAUCCGAAUGCGCCGAGUUUCUCUUGCUCGAGCAAAAGUACCUCAGCGGGUUCCAACUGCCGCGGUGGGCGGUGGGCGCGACCGUGCAGAUGGCGUACCAUACGAUGGACGAACACGGUAUGAUCCAAGCCACGCAAAUGGACACGGGCAGGAUCCUGGACCUGUCGCCAUUGGAUCCGGCUGUCAUGUCUCCGUGGGAAUGCAUCGUCGUACAGUGGGAGAACGAGGACACGCCGUGUCGAGUGAGUCCGUGGGAGCUCGAGUCGGAUCAGACCCACUUUGCCCCGCCGACGAUUCCGGAACGGCCGGCGCUGCUGCAAGGACUCAUGUCCAUCCGGCAACUGUCGGUGGCCGCGGGGUUCAACGAGCCCGUGCCGACGUCGACGCCGGACUACCACAUUACGAUCGCAAACCCGAUGGACUUGAGUUUGAUCUGCCAGCGCGUCGAGUCGAGUUAUUAUCGACACGUCGACGCCUUGCUCGCCGACGUCAAGCUCAUGGUGCGCAACUGCGAAACGUACAACGUCGAGAGCAGCCUCAUUGCUCAAAACGCGCGCAGUGUGCUCACCAAUACAAUGACGCUGCUGCAUCAGUUGUUUCCGUCGCAUGCGUGGCUGCCAGACCUGACAUACGACGACGAGCCCGUGGUCGAGGCUGGGCGCGUCGAGUUGCCGGCUGCGGUGGCCACCACCGCCACAAACCACAACAUUCAACCUCCAGCUCGCCACCGCCCCCUAAAGCGCGCGUUGGAAACCCACCACAACGCCAGCAAACGCAGCACUGCGGAACGGGACCAACGUCUGAUGCAAACCAUGCGGCUGCCCGUUGCCCAACGAGAAGCGUUUCAACAAGCUGUGGCCAAAGGCAAACUCGUCGAAUGCCUGAUCCAAGUGCACACCCACGCCCAAGCCGAAGACGCGUACUUGAUCUUUGCCCACCCUGUCACAGACGACAUUGCCCCAGGGUACUCUGCCAUAAUCCCCCAGCCCAUGGACUUUGCCACCAUGAAAGCCAAGAUUCCGCAGUAUCCGUCGCUGUCGGCGUAUUACGAUGACUACAUGCUUGUGGUGGACAAUGCUAUGACGUACAAUCAGCCGGGGACGUUGGUGUUUACCGAAGCCAAGCGCAUGAAAACCGUGCUCUCCAAAUGCUUUGGGCGAGUUUUGGGGGGCCAAAAGGGCAAAGCCAAGGCCAAAGCGCGAAAAUACGACAGCGACGACGACGACUCGGCCGAAUCCAGCGACAGCAGCGACGCCCUGAGCGAUGUUGAAGGGGAAGACGACGAUGUAGAAAAGAGCGCGUCGUCGUCCAGCGAGAGCGAAGAAGCUGACGAGGACGAUGAGGACUCCUUUGGUGCGGGACAGCGACGGAAAUGAAAUCCAACGUUGACGGUGUAAAGACGCACUCGAUUGAGUCCAUAACUAUGUACUGUAGUUAACAACCACCCCAUAAACCCUGACAAAAGUAUAUUUAGAGUGUUGUGAUGAUCGGGAGUAAUAACAUUAAUUAAUAAAGCGUCGAGAGGGAUCUUCA